AUGGCCUCCGCGCUGAGCUAUGUCUCCAAGUUCAAGUCCUUCCUGAUCUUGUUCCUCACCCCAAUACUGCUGCUGCCACUCGUCAUUCUGAUGCCCGCCAAGUUUGUCAGGUGUGCCUACGUCAUCAUCCUCAUGGCCGUCUACUGGUGCACCGAGGUCAUCCCUCUGGCAGUCACCUCCCUCAUGCCCGCCUUGCUCUUCCCGCUCUUAAAGAUUCUGGACUCCAAGCAGGUGUGUGUCCAGUACAUGAAGGACACAAACAUGCUGUUCCUGGGUGGUCUCAUCAUGGCGGUGGCUGUGGAGCGCUGGAACCUGCACAAGAGGAUAGCCCUGCGGACGCUCCUCUGGGUGGGGGCCAAGCCUGCACAGCUGAUGCUGGGCUUCAUGGGCGCCACAGCCUUUCUGUCCAUGUGGAUCAGCAACACGGCCACCACAGCCAUGAUGGUGCCCAUCGUGGAGGCCGUGCUGCAGCAGAUGGAGGCCGCCGCCGCCGCCGCCGAGGCCGGCCGGGGAGCCCUGGAGCUGGCAGACAAGGGCAAGGCGGGCACGCUGCCAGGGAGCCAAGUGACCUUCGAGGGCCCCCCUGAGGGCCGGCGGUCUGACGGCGACAGGAGGAGCUUGUGCAAGGCCAUGACUCUGUGCGUGUGCUACGCGGCCAGCAUCGGGGGCACCGCCACGCUGACGGGCACGGGACCCAACGUGGUGCUUCUGGGACAGAUGCACGAGCUGUUCCCCGCCAGCAAAGACCUGGUGAACUUCGCCUCUUGGUUCGGGUUUGCCUUCCCCAACAUGCUGGUGAUGCUGCUGCUGGCUUGGCUGUGGCUCCAGUGCGUGUACAUGAGGCUGAGUUUCAAGAAGUCCUGGGGCUGUGGGCUGGAGAGCAGGAACCACGAGAAGGCCGCUUACGAGGUGCUGCGGGAGGAGUACAGGAAGCUGGGGCCCUUCUCCUUCGCCGAGGCCAACGUCCUGCUCUGCUUCGUCCUGCUGGUCGGCCUGUGGUUCUCCCGGGACCCCGGCUUCAUGCCUGGCUGGGUGUCGCUGGCCUGGGAGGAGGGCGAGACGAAGUACGUGUCUGACGCCACCGUGGCCACUUUCGUGGCCACCUUGCUGUUCGUCGUGCCUUCGCAGAAGCCCCAGUUUAGCUUCCGAGGCCAGACCGAGGAGGAAAGGAAAGCUCCGUUUUACCCCCCUGCGCUGCUGACCUGGAAGGUGACCCAGGAGAAAGUGCCCUGGGGCAUCGUGUUGUUGCUGGGGGGCGGCUUUGCCCUGGCCAAAGGAUGUGAGGCCUCAGGGCUGUCUGAAUGGAUGGGGAAGCAGAUGGAGCCCUUGCGCUCUGUGCCCCCCGCAGCCGUCACCUUGAUCCUGUCCCUGCUCGUCGCCGUGUUCACUGAAUGCACAAGCAAUGUGGCCACCACAACCCUGUUCCUGCCCAUCUUUGCCUCCAUGUCCCGUUCCAUCGGCCUCAACCCGCUCUACGUCAUGCUGCCCUGCACGCUGAGCGCAUCCUUUGCCUUCAUGCUGCCUGUGGCCACCCCGCCCAAUGCCAUCGUGUUUGCUUACGGACACCUCAAGGUUUCGGACAUGGUGAAAACGGGACUCAUGAUGAACGUAAUUGGAGUCCUCUGCGUGUUUCUGGCGGUGAACACCUGGGGACGGGUCAUUUUUGACUUGGAUCAUUUCCCUGAAUGGGCUAACGUGACCAACAUCGAGACCUAG
Molecule: messenger RNA, 1716 nt
Organism: Enhydra lutris kenyoni (northern sea otter)
Lineage: Eukaryota; Metazoa; Chordata; Mammalia; Carnivora; Mustelidae
Gene: SLC13A5
Product: solute carrier family 13 member 5
Exons: 12
Coding region: 1-1716 (571 amino acids)
Biological process (GO): monoatomic anion transmembrane transport; citrate transport
Cellular component (GO): membrane
Molecular function (GO): sodium:dicarboxylate symporter activity; succinate transmembrane transporter activity; citrate transmembrane transporter activity
Source: RefSeq, a predicted model, not a curated record